Messenger RNA from Aaosphaeria arxii CBS 175.79, 399 nucleotides. RefSeq lists its product as uncharacterized. Gene Ontology annotation, cellular component: mitochondrial matrix. The record is from RefSeq and is a predicted model, not a curated record. The coding region runs from base 1 to 399 and encodes 132 amino acids. The transcript has a single exon. Lineage: Eukaryota; Fungi; Ascomycota; Dothideomycetes; Pleosporales. Gene Ontology annotation, biological process: mitochondrial respiratory chain complex IV assembly.
AUGCCACCACAUCUUCACCCGCGGUCGCGGAUGACCAUGUCGCUAUUCACCACGACUUUAGCGAUAUGUUUCAUAGUCGUUGCGACGCCGCAUCUUCUGCCAUGUCCAGUCGAUAACCGCGCAUUUGCCGAUUCAGCCGACCCACAAGCACUGCAACGACGACGGAGGCGACGGAGAGCCCAGGAGGAAGCUUGCAACGAUACCAUGAGGGAGGAUAGGAAGAUCCAGAUUGUCACUGAUGAUUGGGCGAGGCCAAAGAGGGAGUGCCCUGUACCAAAGCCAGGUGGAUUGAUCGGCCAGGUUCUCGGAAUCAAGAGCGAGAACGAGGAUGAGAUGGACUUUUCCAUCCUGGAAGAAGUGAACAAGCAAAGAAUACGACAGAAGGCUAGCGACGAAUGA